This is a messenger RNA of Linum tenue, 1242 nucleotides long. Lineage: Eukaryota; Viridiplantae; Streptophyta; Magnoliopsida; Malpighiales; Linaceae. The record is from the annotation of a GenBank genome assembly.
GAGCUGAUGAUCUAUUUUGCUUAUGAGUUAUGACGCUUGACUGUUCUUACCCUGUAGGAGGUGGAGCUCCUCCGAAACCUUGGGAGCGUGCUGGGCCAUCGGCGUCUGGUCCAGCACCUUUCAAACCUCCUUCAGCUGGGAGCACCAGUGCUGUGGUUGAAGCAUCCGGUACCGCAAAACCAGGUGAAAUUGUUCCACCUGGCAAUAACAAUGCAGUGGCAACUACAAACCGUAACCAACUGCCUGUACCAAACAGGCCGUGGCAGCCACAGACAACCCAAUAUGGAGUAGGAGCAUCUAUUCAUAUGUCUCGACUCUUGACUCAUGUUAAUGUUAAUGUCUUGAUUUCAGGGUAUGGUAUGAAUAAUUCAUAUGGAAUAAGAGGUGGAUAUGGUAGCAGUUUGUAUGGAAACAACAUGUACAGAGGGGGAUAUGGUGGUCUAUACAGCGGUGGCGGAAUGUAUGGUGGUUAUGGCAACCAAAUGGGUGGUGGGUAUGGAAUGAAUCCUUAUGGCCAACAGCAGAAUCCCGAUGAUGUUCCUUCUCCUCCCGGCUUCUUGGCAGGUGUUGUGAAUUUCUUUGGAAGAAUAGCACUGCUGAUAGACCAGAAUACUCAGGCAUUCCACAUGUUCAUGAGCGCUCUUCUUCAGCUGUUUGAUCGGUCUGGGAUGUUAUAUGGUGAGCUAGCCAGGUUUGCUCUGCGAAUGCUCGGCGUCAAAACACCAAAGAAGGUUGAGGGAGCAGCAGCCGAGGGGCAACAGAGGCAGCAACAGGUUCAGGCUUCUAAAGCUGCCGAAGGAGGAUGGGACAAUGUCUGGGGAGCCAAGAACAGCAGCUAAGUACAACCACAUGGUCAACUCUAACUUGUUUCGACCGUGAAAGAGACAUUUGAGCAAGAACACUGAAAGAGAUGUGAGAAAAAGAGUCCGUCCGGGGUCAUCAUGCCCCAGUGAGUUCAUGCUUUGAAUCCCCAGCACAGUGCAAUCGGCACUACUUACUACAGUAGAAUGACUGUUUGACUGAAAUAAAAAUAAACUCUAGUACAUAUAUGCGUAUUAUACACACUCUCUCUCUCUCUCUCUCUCUCUCUCUCUCUCUCUCUCUCUCUCUCUCUCUCUCGUUUAUCAUUGUGCCCUUCACAAUGUGUGUGUGGUGGUCUCUGAGCAAAGCUGUUAAUAUUGGAGUGAAAAUGUGUAGCAUUGAGUGAUUUGAAGAAAUAAAGAAGAGAAGGAUUGGCUUGUA